This is a messenger RNA of Diachasma alloeum, 658 nucleotides long. RefSeq lists its product as uncharacterized. Bases 89 to 658 code for a protein of 189 amino acids. The record is from RefSeq and is a predicted model, not a curated record. The transcript is spliced from 3 exons. NCBI's taxonomy places the organism in Eukaryota, Metazoa, Arthropoda, Insecta, Hymenoptera, Braconidae.
AUAUGUAACAGAUAAAAGAGAAUUCACAGGGGAUCAAUGGAGAUGUCUAACUGUGUUAGAAGCUGCAUUGUUGGCCGAAAAUAAGCCAAUGUAUCUACCAGGUUACGGUCCGAAGAGUCCAAUGUCAACAACAGCUGUAAUCGAGUAUAGGUCAAGGAACAUGAACAAAGACUUGGGAAACACGGAGGCGAGGGCCACAGGCGAGUCCAAGUCAAGCAAAUUGACUGGAGGCGAGACGAAUGGCGGCGAGAUAAGUGCAGGCGGGAAAAACACAGAUGAUGAAUCAGUUGAGCCUAACGGCAACAAGACUGUCAAGACAGUUUCUGUAGACAUACAGCUGGCUGAGCUGAAGAGCAUGGUGGAAAAAUUGUGCAACUCAAAUAUAACUUCAACAAAGGCACUGUAUGAAAGUUUAACAGAGAACAGAAACCAGUUGAGACUAAAUGCUGAGGCGAGAGCAAAAGAUAAAAAGGAAGUACAGGAGCUGUUGAGUGCCCUGGACAAAAAGCACAACGAUAAAAUAGAAGAAGUAAAAAGAACUUUCAAUGAAUAUCCCACUAAUGUCGAAUCAUCAAUUAAGGUAACAACAAACAAGAAAAAAUUAGACGGAAGAGUGGUGUCAAAUGAGCAUACGAAUCUAGAAAAUCAAAUUAGUUGA